AUGGGAAGGAGCUUUUCGUUUGAAUUGGAAGAGCCAGACAGUAAUGAAAAUGUUUUUGUCAGAAUUUCAGAGGCCUGUAAAACCGAGGCAGCCCGACAAAGCAGCAUGUUAUUACAAGUCGCUGAAGGAUUAUGCAAUGAAGAGUCGCCAACCUUGCAGCGAAAAGGAAAGGUUUACAAAAAACUCGCUCCUGAAGUAGAGAAACACGUUUUUAACGAAAUGCAACAGGACUUGUGUAAAACCAUGUGGCGCGAAGCGAGACAGCGAGUUUUUGGAACACCAAGCCAUAGCGAUGCGGUCACGAAAACUUCAACCGUUGUGCAGAAUGGAGGAUUGUAAACCCGUGUGGAUGUUAUAUUUAAACUAUGAUUUAUAAAUGUUAAGAUUUCACUGGAUUCCUGUGUUAAUGGUGUUUUGUCAGUGGGCAAACCCCUAAAAACUAUGGAUUAUAAAGACCGGACGUAUCGCCCGCUUGGUUUGCUUAUGACUAUUGCCUUUGCACCUGCGUGGUAUCGAUGUUCUUUUCGCCGACUCUUUUCAUCGCCAUGCUAACUUCACGAAAUAUUUUUCUUUUUAAAAAACAGGCAAGGAUUUUUGAGGGCGAUGAAAAUAUGGGAAUGUGGACACAAGUCAUACUAUGACUUAUAAACUGCGAGCGAAGCGGAUGAAAUGAAUGUGAUCCUUGUGGUUACAUAAUCAACAAGAAGAUUUCUUUUUUAGAAAAAGAAGUGAUUCCGUGCAGUAAUGAAAGCCUCCCCGGGAGCGUUUACUAUUUUCACAAAACAACCGGAUGGAAUGGAAUAGUUCUAGAAUGACUAGACCGAGUCCCUCGCGGACUUAACGGCUUCGUCUUCAUUCAAAUACAUCGUUGUGCGAAAACUGGACGAAAACGGGUUACAAGAUGCGUGUGGCGAGAAAUACCUCUUACUAGGCGAAUUUGAAGCAGUCUCCGGCCACUGGGCGUUACUGACCGAAUUACUUUCCCUCGGAUUCAUAGGCUUGUUACUGAGAAUACAGAACGGUGAUGGGCUGAAAAGAUGUAAUCUUGAUUAAAACCCGCGGUUUCGUAACCGAGCAAACAAGGCUAGUAAGGCGUUGACCCACCCCUCUUCGAAUCAGCGCGAAGGAGAAGACGGCCGACUCAACUGACCAGUCACAAAGGGCGAACUAUAAAGGACAGUAUAAACAGUGGUUUAGAGCUAGUUUGAGUAAUACAGUAGUUCUUCCAGACAUCUAUUUUCAUUGGCCUCUUUAAGUAUUGGCUUCUUUUGUUUUAAGGGUUAGGGUUAUUGUUUGUGUUGAAUCAUCUAUUGUUUUGUUCUUCAAUCACAGAACAUGUCUGAAGAGCUACUGACCUAGUUUGGGAUAUUCCGUCACUUUAGUUGCAUUUACAGAAAGGAAACCCUCUGGAAAUGUUUCCAUUUUUCUGGAAACUUCUC
Messenger RNA from Porites lobata, 1439 nucleotides. The record is from the annotation of a GenBank genome assembly. NCBI's taxonomy places the organism in Eukaryota, Metazoa, Cnidaria, Anthozoa, Scleractinia, Poritidae.